AUGGGAGUAUUUCAAAAGAUCGUGGACACGUUUAGGAGGACAGUGAAGAAACCACCGCAACCGCAAAGUGAUAUCAAUACCGUCUCAUACUACCAGUACUUUCUUCCAUGUCAGGACGAGGACACCAUCCAAGUUGAGGAUCUCCCCAGAAAACGCAGUCCGUGUGUCAAUCUCAAAACGCUUGAAGGGUGGAAAGACUUUCAAGUGAAAGGCAACGUCUUGUUUACGGAGGAUGACUUCACAAGUCCUGAACCGUCGCGGGUGCGACAUGUUACAUCUGAAACUAAUCAGCCUGAGAGACUACACAUCCGAGACGACACCAUAUCCGAACCCGGGGAGCUUACACUUAACUCUAGUUCCAACCACGUACAUCCAACAACAAAAUCAUUCUUGUGGGGUUUUCUCCAGCGUCAUUGGCAGCUCCGCUGCAUUAUAACCGGUAUCUCUCUUCUACAGAUCCUGAACGCCUGUCAUGUCGUAGAAAGGAAGUAUAGUAAACAGGAUCUUGUAGCCAUUUACCAGGCCAUUGGAGGUUACGUGUUCAUACAUUCAAAAAUCAACAUCUUGCCUAUGACUUUUGGGAUGCACAUCGCAUGGGAUGGCGGCUUGAGAGAUAAGGGAGGAAAAGAAGGUGAGAGAGAGGGUAAGGGAGGAAACAGUGGCAGAGGAGGAAACGAUGGACAAGACGGCGGGCCAAGCGAACUGGGAGAUCUUCCCCACGAAGGGAUGGUAACACACUGCGCUGUGAUGGAAGAGGUGUCUUCGACGUUCGCCAACGAUGGCUCGGCACACUUUGACGGAGUUGUAGUUGACCACCCCAGACCAAUAUCGACAGCCAGCAUGACUGAAGCACAGUCCAUAGCGGCAGUCUGGAGAAAUCCACACAAUGUUCUCCCAAACCAUCCUCACCCCCUGCGUUACUACCUCCCCCUUUGGAAUAGACUGGGAAAUGGCUUUGCCAAACCUUUCCUCCAUUGGUCUGUAACCAGCUUAUGA
Lentinula edodes (shiitake mushroom) is the source of this 996-nucleotide messenger RNA. RefSeq lists its product as uncharacterized. The coding region runs from base 1 to 996 and encodes 331 amino acids. Lineage: Eukaryota; Fungi; Basidiomycota; Agaricomycetes; Agaricales; Omphalotaceae. The transcript has 2 exons. The record is from RefSeq and is a predicted model, not a curated record.